This is a messenger RNA of Oldenlandia corymbosa var. corymbosa, 1035 nucleotides long. The record is from the annotation of a GenBank genome assembly. Lineage: Eukaryota; Viridiplantae; Streptophyta; Magnoliopsida; Gentianales; Rubiaceae.
AUGGAGAACACAUGUUUGAUAUGUGAAGAGACAGAGAAUAUGAUUACUGUAUUCAUAUGUAUUAUCAGAGGACAAAAGUCGGCCAUAUAUACAAGGCCCCGGUUUCCCCGAUAUCAUCCUUAUGAUGACGAUGUCCUAAUUCCUUUUGAGCUUGCUUCCUACAAUGAUGACUUGCCUUUAGAUCAAGCUGAUAAUCCCUCCUCCUCAAACCCGAAUUCUACUUCUUCUUCUCCAGUAGCAAAUGAGCUGCUGGAGGUGAAAACCUACACAGAAUUCCCAGCCGUCUCGCGGUCCAAUGCUCCUGAUAACUUCACAGUGUUGAUAAACCUCAAAGCUCCUGAUGCCAUUGCCAGCAGAGAAUCUUCAUCAUCUCGUGUGCCGGUUGACCUAGUUAAUGUUCUUGAUGUGAGUGGAAGCAUGGCUGGUUCCAAGAUUGCAUUGUUAAAGCGGGCUACGGCUCGGUGCGUGUUUCCGCUUCGUAGGAUGUCUGGAUCAGGAAAGCAGCAAGCGCUGGAAGCUGUUAACAGUUUAACGGCUGGUGGAUCGACAAACAUAGCUGAAGGCCUGCGUUUGGGUGCCAAGGUGAUGGAAGAUCGGAGACACAAGAAUCCGAUUUCCGGUAUUAUUUUGUUAUCUGACGGAGAAGAUAUAUGUAGAUUCAGUAGCAGUAGGGGAUAUGGUAACAUAUAUAAGCAUCCUGAUUACCAACAACUUCUUCCACCUUCAUUCAACAAUGAAAAGAGCUCUAAUUUUAAGGUCCCGACGGCAAGCGAGAUUCAGCAUGCCUUUGCUCAGUGCAUUGGUGGCCUUUUGAGCGUUAUGGUCAAGGAGCUUCAGGUGAAGAUUGAGUCUAUUCAUUCUAGAGUGAGCCUUUGUGGUUUGAAGUCCGGAAGUUAUUCCAAUCAAAUCACCCCAGAUGGUCGGAUGGGGAACAUUGAUGUCGGAGACUUGUACGCUGAAGAGGAGAGGGAUUUUCUGGUUGCGGUUAAGGCUCCAUCUAAAACUGAAACCAAAACUACUACAUUGUUGAAUUAA